This is a messenger RNA of Sinocyclocheilus grahami, 1542 nucleotides long. RefSeq names its product coagulation factor VII-like. The transcript is spliced from 8 exons. Bases 39 to 1352 code for a protein of 437 amino acids. Gene Ontology annotation, cellular component: extracellular region. The record is from RefSeq and is a predicted model, not a curated record. Gene Ontology annotation, biological process: blood coagulation; proteolysis. Gene Ontology annotation, molecular function: calcium ion binding; serine-type endopeptidase activity. Lineage: Eukaryota; Metazoa; Chordata; Actinopteri; Cypriniformes; Cyprinidae.
ACCUGCAGCAGAAGAUACGCACUGAACCGCUGUUCAACAUGAGUCUCCUGUCAGGGUUUUAUGUCCUCGUGGGUCUUUACAGCUGUCAUUCUGCUACAGUGUUUGUGGGGAGGGAUGAGGCUCAUGGGGUUUUGAUCCGGACUAAGCGGGCAAACACAGGCUGGUUUGAGGAGCUGAAGAUGGACAAUCUGGAGAGGGAGUGUCUGGAGGAGAAAUGUUCAUAUGAGGAGGCGCGGGAGGUGUUUGAACACACGGAGGCCACUAAUGAGUUCUGGAAGAUCUACGAUGUUAAAGAUCACUGUGAAUCAAAUCCAUGUGAGAAUAAUGGGCUCUGCUCGAGCCAGAACGCAGAAUCCUACAUGUGUCUGUGUUCGCCGGGCUUCAGCGGACUCAACUGUGAGCGGGCGAUUAAAGACGUUACUGACUCCUGUCUGUAUGAUAACGGGAGCUGCGAGCACUUCUGCGAGGAGGAGGACGCUCAGCGUAACUGUUCCUGUGCCGAAGGAUAUUUCUUAGGGUCAAAUGGUCAGAAGUGCCUGACACACGAGGCUUUUCUGUGUGGGAAGGUUCCUCUUCUUCAGGGUGGAGGUGCUGCUAUGAAUGCUAAGGAUGAUGUGAGAUCUCGUAUCGUCGGUGGAGCCGAAUGUCCUAAAGGUCACUGUCCCUGGCAGGUGUUGCUAAAGUACGGUCAGAAGGGUUUCUGUGGAGGUGUGAUCUACAAACCCACCUGGAUCCUCACGGCUGCACACUGUUUGGAAAAACUCAAUGCCAGUUUUCUCAAGAUAGUCGCAGGUGAGCAUGACAUCGAGGUGGAUGAAGGCACAGAACAGGUCAUCCAGGUGGAGCAGAUGAUAAUGCACCCAGCCUACGUGUCCGAGACCUCAGACAACGACAUCGCGCUGCUGCGUCUGCGCAGGCCCAUCGUCUACAGCACCUACGCCAUCCCCGUCUGCCUGCCGCUGCGAGCCACGGCGGAGCACGAGCUGUGGGCCAUCAGCAAGCACACGGUGAGCGGCUGGGGCCAACGCAGCCAGGACGGGCCCACGUCACGCUUACUGCGGCGCCUGCAGGUGCCCCUCAUCCGCACGCAGGAGUGCAUCGAGAGCAGUAACGUGACGCUCACCAGCAACAUGUUCUGCGCCGGUUACAUCGAGGGGAAGCUGGGCUCGUGUAAAGGGGACAGCGGCGGGCCACUGGUGACCCGCUACAGGGACACCACCUUCCUGCUGAGCAUCAUGAGCUGGAGCAAAGGCUGCGCCCAACCAGGGUCCUACAGCAUUUACACCCACGUCUCCAACUACCUGCAAUGGAUCCACGAACAAACGGCCAAUUCUACAGCUGCAACACAAUGAAGCGUUAAUGCACAGCGAAUCCUCUAUUUACAUUUGAUCAUGUCUGAUUUUAUUCUGUAUGCUAUGUUUCCAUCCACCUAUUUUUAUGCGCAUUUUGGGAUAUUGCAUAAAAAGUGUUACCAAUAUUUGUUCUUUAUUGCAGGUUUUGCAUGAAUUAGCAUUUCACUGUUUUUAUUCAUUUUAAGGAAUA